UGUUUAUAGUAAUAUCCGAGACGUACAAUAACAUAACUCUUCGUGUAUAGAUACGCGGAUGCCUCUUUUCUCAGAGAGGGAGACAGGAGCGAGAAAAUUCUUAUUGCAAGCGAAAUCCGAUCUGAAUUUCACAGAAAAUCUGGCUGUUGUGUAGCAAAACACUUCAAUGGUCGAGCAUCCAUCCUUCUUCUACCUGCAUGCAACUAUGCUAGGUUUUUGGGAAACAAAGGGCUGGUUUUGAAAGUCAGACUAGAUUUCACCGUUAGCAGUAUCAGCUGACUUCAUCUGAAAGAUCUGUAAAAUUUCAUCCUGAAUAUGGCAAAUGUCACACGACCAAGUAGGAGAUUGAGAGAUGAAGAUAGUGGCAGCUCGAAGAAGAAACAAAUAGGUGGCAAAUUGAAGGAUGGUAAAAGUUUGCCUGCUUCUGGCUCCACAACAAUGACAUCUGGUUUGAGAAGGUCUUCAAGAGAGACACCUUCAAAGAAAAAGAGGUCAUCAAGUCCUUCGACUACACGAAAGUCUGAAAGACUUGAGAAGCGGAACCCAUUGGCCCCAGUUAAGAGGAAACUAGAACGAGGAGAGAAGCAAAAGAUGCCAAGCUCACCAAGAAGGUCUGAGAGAGGCGAGAAGAAUCGGUCAUUAAGUUCUUCCAGUUUGAAAAAGUCUGAGAGGGGUUCAAGUUCUUUGAAUCCAAAAAAGAAAAAGCAAAAGAAAGAGGAAAAUGUGAAACCAGCACAGCUGGAGACUAAGGAACAGUGCAAAGCAAAGAAGAAGGUUGCUGUUGUUGUAUUGAAGAAAAAAAAGAGAUUAGAUGCACGUGCUUAUAGGUUAUCAUUCAAUGUCCAGACAAAGAAGGCCAAGCAGUCAGAUCUAGGUGAGAACCAAGGAAGAGAGGAUACUUCAUCUCAAAGGGAUAGUACCAAAACUGGAACUAGAGGUUCUAAGAAAGUUGAAGAGGGUAUGCAUGAGUGUAAUGUUAAAAAGGGAGACGAGCCCACUAGUAAGUAUUUAGGUGAAGGAGGUGAAGAAGCUAUGGAAGGAUCUAGUUCUGGUUCGGAAAAGCUUGCUGAUGGGAUAUUGAGAGAUGGUGAUGGGAAAGCGAAAAUUUCUCAACUUAGCAAAAAACGCAAAUUUAGUUUGGUGAUUGAAAAGUCCAAAUGUGGAGAUAAUUCACUACUUCCCAAAUGUAGUGUUGGUUCAUUGCAAUCUUCCCCUGAUAGAGUAACAACCAAAGAAGAAACCUCUGAUGAGGCUGAUGGGCCAGAAUCGGAGAGCGUGUCAACGGAAGACCCACCAGAAGCUAUCAAUGAUGCUGGCAUGGUGGAAUUGGAUUGCUCUGCAAGAGGAGGCUUGCCGUCACGGGCAUAUGAUGUUGACUUGGAACCAGCUUGCGAAGCCGGAGCUUCUAAAAGGAAAAGGAAUGCUUUAGAACUGGAUUCUGAUAUCUCUGUCACAAAAACAAAAGGGAUCUGUUCUCCGGGGGCUUCAUCUGUUGAUCUCAAUGCAUCUUCACCGUCCGGGAGCAAGAUCAAUAAACUUGUUAAGAGAUGUAUGGCUUGUUUUAAGCAGCAAAGUGUGGACUGUGAUUCAGAAAACCAGGAGGUCUGCUCUUGCAAUGCUACAGCAAGUCACGAUUUAUGCGACAACCCUUUAUCUGAGGAUAGAGGGAAACUUGAAGGUAGCGACAACAUAGGAACCAUUGAAGAAUGCGGCAUUAAUGCUCGGCAAAAGGAUUUUUCAUUAGACACUCAAACAGAUAUUGACCGUGACGCAUGUGUUAUUUGCAAGUGUGGUGGAGAGCUCGUAUGUUGUGCUGGAAAAGGUUGCAGCAGGAGCUACCAUCUCUCUUGCCAUGACCCUCCUGUGGAAGAUGUCCCGCUUGGGAUUUGGCACUGUCUGCAUUGUGUGAAGAAGAAGAUGGAGUUUGGUGUACAUUCAAUGUCUGAAGGACUGGAAUCCAUUUGGGAUGCUAGAGAAGCUGAGGCAUCAGAUUGUGACGGAAUGCAGAAGGAGAAGCAAUAUUUUGUCAAGUACAAAGGCCUUGCUCACGUGCAUAACCGCUGGAUCCCAGAAAGCCAACUUCUGCAUGAGGCUCCUCAGCUUAUUACCAAAUACAAUAAAAGGCUCCAAAAAGAGCAGGUUGUAAGAUGGAAAACGGAGUGGACUCUUCCACAGCGUCUUGUGCAGAAACGAUUAGUAAUGACUGCAAAGCAGGCGGAUGAAUACUUUGAUGAGUGUUGUCGUGAUGUUUCAAGUUGCUUUUAUGAGUGGUUCGUGAAAUGGAAAGGUCUUGGUUACGAGCAUGCCACAUGGGAGUUAGAGAAUGCAUCAUUUUUAAACUUGCCGGAAGCUAAGAUGCUUAUGAGAGAUUAUGAAAGUCGUCGUGAAAGGGCAAAGAAAACAUCCAGUCCUUCUAGAGCAGAUCAGGUACUGAAAGAAAGAAAAGUUUCCCUUUCUAAACUGCCAAAGGUGCUAAGUGAGUUUGCAGCUGGACUGGAUAAUGAUCAUCUACAUUCUGUUAAUAAACUUCGUGAAUACUGGCACAAGUACCAAAAUGCCAUUGUCAUUGAUGAGCAGGAACGAAUUAUGAAAGUGAUCCUGUUCAUCAUAUCCAUACAGUCGUAUAUAUGUCGUCCUUUCCUGAUCAUCUCAACUUCCUCUUCUAUUCCUGCAUGGGAAGAUGAGCUGUUGCAUUUAGCCCCAUCUUUCAAUUUUGUAGUUUACAGUGGGAAUAAGGAUGUCCGUAAGUGCAUUCGGUCACUGGAGUUCUAUGAAAAUGGUGGCUGUGUAAUGUUUCAAGUACUUCUAUCACAUCCUGAUGCUGUUGUUGAGGACUUAGAAGUGCUGAAUUGCCUAGGAUGGGAAGCAAUAAUAGUUGAUGAAUGUCAGCUUCCUACAGUAUCAAAACAUUUUGAAAAAAUUGGGACGCUUAUAUCUGAUUUUAGGCUGCUGCUCAUCAGUGGUCAAAUGAAGGAUAGCAUACCUGAGUACCGCAAGUUUCUGGCCUUUCUGGAUUCAAGGGGGAGUGGGGUUUGUGGUGAUAGUUUGAAGAACGACUCUAAUGAUAGUACUGGGGAACUUGCUGCAUUGAAGGAUAGGUUUUCACGGUAUCUGUUAUAUGAACGGAAGUCGGAUUCCUCGAAGUUUGUUGAGUAUUGGGUACCUGUACGGCUCUCCAUGGUGCAGCUUGAACAGUAUUGCGCUACUCUACUGGCAAAUUCUAUUUCCCUUUGCUCAUGUUCAAAGACUGAUCCUGUUGGUGCUCUUCGCGAUAUUCUUAUUUCUACCAGGAAGUGCUGUGACCAUCCCUACCUUGUCGACCCAUCUUUGCAAAUUGUUCUGACUAAAGGUCAUGCAGAGGUUGAGUAUUUGGAUAUUGGAGUGAAUGCUAGCGGCAAGCUACAACUUCUUGACAAAAUUCUUCCGGACAUUAAAAACCGAGGGCUAAGAGUACUCAUCCUUUUUCAGUCCAUUGGUGGAUCGGGACGGAAUUCUAUUGGGGAUAUUUUGGAUGAUUAUAUGCGUCAAAGAUUUGGUCCUGAUUCCUAUGAAAGAAUUGAUAGUGGAUUGGUCUCAUCAAGGAGACAAGCUGCCUUAAGCAUGUUCAAUAAUAAGGAGAGAGGGAGGUUUGUGUUUCUAAUUGAAAAUCGUGCUUGCCAUCCAAGCAUUAAACUUUCAUCAGUGGAUACCAUUAUCAUCUUUGAUAGCGAUUGGAACCCAUCGAAUGAUUUAAGGGCACUGCAGAAGAUCAACUUUGAUUCACAGUUUAAACAGUUAAAAGUCUUUAGGCUAUAUUCGUCUUAUACUGUGGAAGAAAAAGUUCUGAUUUUCGCGAAGCAAGAUGUGACGUUUGACAGCAAUAUACAAAAUAUAAACCGUAGUACUAGUCACAUGCUGCUCAUUUGGGGUGCUGCCUACCUAUUUAAUAGGCUUGACGAGUUUCAUCAUGGUCAUAGGCCAUGCUUAGGCUCAAACACCUCCUCUGAGCAGUCACUCUUGAAUGAUGUAGUGUCAGAGCUGUUGGCUCAACUACCACAUGAGGUUAAAAACAAUGAUACAAGCAACUGCUCGAUCAUUUUAAAAGCAAAACAGAGCGGAGCAGCCUAUUCUAGAAAUAUUUCUUUGCUAGGUGAGUUGGAGUUGCAGUUGACAGAUGAAGAGCAACCUCAUGCCUUUUGGAAAAAAUUACUCGAAGGUAGGAUUCCUAAGUGGAGAUAUCUGACUGGUUCAUCUCAGAGGGCCCGAAAAAGAGUUCAAUAUUUUGAUGAUUUACCAGAGAAACCAGGAGCAGGCAAUGAUGAAGUUAGGAAGAAGCGAAAGAAAGUGGCCUCCCUUGACUCACUUUCUCCCCAGCCUUGGGUGGAAGACCAAAGAAAAGAAGUUGCCUCCGGUGAGGAAACUAGACCAGCUGAUGUUUCUACUACCUCUAAUCAAUCAUGUUUUAUUUCUCUAAAGAAAUCACAAAAUUGUCCAAGUGAAUUAAAUAAGGAAUCAGGAGCAUCUGGAUCUCAAACUGAUUAUGGAUCACACUAUUUGUCAAGAUCACUGCCUAAUAUGAAUCAUCCAGCUCAUGGUUCACGGAUUCCUCCUGUGAGUCCCAAAAUUGUAGAAUCACCUGAAGUUAAUAUGGUUGAAUCUGAGGGAAGAAGAAAGUUACGUGAUGAACAAAAAAGCCUUCAUUUCUUAUUGAAGCCAGAGAUAUCGAAACUAUGUGAAACUCUGCAACUUCCAGAGGAUGUCAAGCAUAUGGCUAGAAGGUUUCUUGAAUAUAUAAUGAAUAAUCAUCGCGUUAUUAGAGAACCAGAGACCAUAUUAAAGGCUUUUCAGAUAUCUCUGUGUUGGGCGGCAGCUUCUUUCUUGAAACACAAGGUGGAUCACAAGGAAUCACUUGCACUUGUAAAACAGCUGUUGAAGUUUGAGUGCAAGGAGGAGGAGGCUGAACAGGUUUAUAUGAAAUUAAGGAAGCUGAAGAAAAAGAUUUUACCGCAAAUGAGUUCAGGGAAAUCCAACAUGUCAAAUUCUCAAGGCCAGUCUUCUACACCAAGAAAUGAUGAUGUUGCAAGACAUCCAUUUCAUACUAAGACUUUGGGAUCUAUGGCUUCUCAUCAGAAAGGGGUGGAAGGAGAGGCACACGCGAUAUCUCCAAGUAGUAACUUAUUCAAGCAACAACUCUCUGUUGAGGAGGCACCUUACCACGAGCUAGGCAAUGCAGGGAUUAAUGAACAAUAUCGUAAUAUGCACCCUCCUCACCUUGGUGAAAACGGGUCCCAGGGAACUGAAUUUACCAAGAAAUGUAUUAGGCGAAUUGAGAAAGUUUGUGGCAUGAGGACCAAGGAGAUCCUAUCGAAGCAACAAGAAGAAAUUGCAGAAUUCAAGAAAUUUUGGGACAUGGAAAGGGAAAAGCUGAAUAAAGCACGCUUGUUGGAAUCAGAUCAUGUUCGUGCUAUGCAUAAAGGUCAUUCAGUUAAGUCAGACAAACUGAAGAAAAUAGAUGAUAAUUUUGCGAGAGAAAUGGAUAAACUUUCAAAGUGCAUGGAUUAUUACCAGAGAAUCCUUGUAGAAAUGCAGCGGGAGGCAAGGAAUCGGGAGAAGCGGAUAAAGGCCCGCUGGUUGGAAGAUGCAAAAUCAGGAAGGUUGUCAGAGUCUUUCUUUAAUCUUCCGUUGUCUGAAUCAGGAUUGAGGCUGAAGAGAAUGGAGACCUGGCAACGAAGCAUGGUUCGUGAUGGUUCAGGUAAGUUGAUGUCUGGUCCGUCUUCAGUGCGACAUAAUGUUAAUGAUGUUGUAUCGGAACCAGUGAAAUUGGCAGCGGUGAGUAGAAUAUCAGCCGAAGCUCCAGUGGUAUUGACAGCUUUGAGCGGAAUGUCAGCUGAAGCUCCUGUGAUAGUUCAGAACGAAGUGGCAGGGAGAAUGCCUCCUCAGAAUGAAGUAGCAGGGAGUAUGCCUCCAGGAACAAUAACACUUGCUGAGCACUCCAGUAGCAUGAAUGUAGUUAGCAAUGGCAUUGACAGUGGCAGGGAUGACAAUGUUGCCUUGGAAGGAGGAGAGGCUACCACUGUCCAGCAGCACUGUAGGGCAUACGAUUCUAAUGGUGCACAUUCGGUAUCUUCCCCUCAGCUGUGUCAGGCUGAAUUACCUUAUUUAGAUCAGCCUUGCACAAGUCCUGACCAUGAUAAUUCUGAUGGUGGAGUCGUGCAGCACAGUAGGGUGUACAAUUCUGUUGAUGCAUGUCCGAUAUCUUCCCAACAUAGUCGGGGUGAGCUCCUUCCUUUAGAUCAGCCUCAAGUGAGUCCAGGCCAUGACAAUUCUGGUGCUGCUGGAGUUAGUGCAGAUAAUUAUGAUUUUGCAAAUUUAAUAGCUUCUCCCCAGCAGAAUCGGAUAGAGUUGCCUUCUUUAGAUCAUUCCAGCAUGAGUCCUGGCCAUCCUAAUUCGUGGCCAUCUUAUCAGGUGCCCUCAGUUGAUCAUAAUCAACCAUCCAUAUCUUCCAGAGGGGAGCAGGAACACGUACCCAGUUGUGAAGGGCAGAACUCUCCUCAUCAAAUUGAGGUUUCACCACCACAAACUGCUGAUCCAGCAUCACCACUAGUGGAGCAAUGUAAUGAUAGUGUCUCAGUCCUGCAGCCUGUUGUGCGGCUACAGCUUCCAACAUCUACAGAUGUACCUCUUACCGAACAAAUUCAACCGGAUGCAUCUGCUGCUAAUGGAAGCGAACGUGAGCCACGACAUGAAGGCCUCCAUUCCUCCCAACAAACAGAAGUCGCGUUGCAGCAGCCGGAUGAGGCUUUACAUCCACAAACUGAUCAAUUUAGUCGUUUGGUCGCUCAGUCUGUCACACAGUUGCCCAUUUACCCAGACUUGCCUUAUGGAGGAAUGCCUGUGUUAGAUCCUCGAGUUGCUGGAAUGCCACUUGAAUCCACCAUACGGCCCCCACAUUCUUUUCCCAUGACAACUCAGCGGUCUCAAGUGCUCUACCUUGACCCUCUUCAAAACGAGCUGUCAAGAUUACGCAGAGAAGAGGAGCAAACCGUCAAGAUGCAUGAAGAUGUGAACAAUCGGCUGAAAGCUGAUUGCGAGAGAGAGCUUGAAGAGGUGCGUAGGAAGUACAAUGGUUUAGUUCAGAAUUCAGAUAAGAUAUUUGCGGAGAGAAUGAAGAAGCUUGAGACAUACAUGUACAAGGUGUCUAUGAACCAGAGGUUGGCAGAGGCAUUCAGGUUGAAAUGCAUUGAUGUCAAGCUGAGGUCGAUGCAACCAAGCCGAGUGCUGCCUUCUACUUCCGGCAUCCAGCAGUUUCCCAUGCAAUCCUCGCCACAAACUGCACAGAGGCCCCUCCAUCCGUCAGCCCCACCUGUACAGGUCGUCCACCGCCCUUCUGCACUUUUCUCAAGCAAUUCAGCUACUGCACCCCACUUCAGCCCUACAGUUUCUCCUCGAGUCAACAUCCAACUCAGCACCGAACUGCGGGCCCCAGCCCCACACCUCCAGCCCUUUAGGCCUACGUCCGUUUCAAUGUCCAGUCAUCUGCCUCCUACCAGCGGGAUGCCGAGUCAGCAAUCUAUUGCUAAUUCUGUCACUGCACCACCCCAACCCCCACAGCUUCCACAUGUCCCCCAAUCUGUUCCUUCAGGAGUGUUCAGUGGGACCCACUUGCGCGACAGUUCUGGUGCAUUGCCAGCUUUUCACAACUCUUUAUCAGCAGUUGAGCUACUCAUGGACUUUGAUCGCCGCUCCGGGGCAAACUUACAAAACCUAUCUGACCUGAGCUUAUCAUUCGACACAUUGCUCCCAUCAAACCCAUCAACUGGCAGUGGACGGGGCACUGCUGGUGCAUCUACUGCUCGCCCCCAAGCAGCUGUGGACAUUGUUUGCCUGUCGGAUGAUGAUUGAAAGCGCCGAGUGAUGCUUCUUGAUGGUGGUGUUUACAGUCAGAGAUGACAGUGGACGGGGCGCUGUUGGGGAUGCAGCUCCUGCAGAAUGUGUACGGUGGCUGGUCUAGCUAGCCAACAAGAUGAUUGGAAGGAUGGGAUGGUGCUUCUCGAAGGUGGCAUUUGUUCAUAAUCGGAGAUGACAGGGGCCUUUUGUAAUAUAUUGUAAUCUUGCAAAAAUAUAACUAAUUCAUUCUGCUAGUGUGCCCUGAAAUUUUGUCAUGAUAGUCUUCUCCAGAGGCUACGGCGAGCACAUCCAAGUGAAUUUAGCUACUGAUGCAGAUCUCUAGUUGAAUUUUGUGGGAAUUUAUGGUUGUAUUCGAAGGCACAAAAAUGAUGUAACUGAUCACAGUAUUUUCUAAUUGGAAAUAUUAAUUGUGGUAGGAAAUGUUGGAAAUGCA
Messenger RNA from Magnolia sinica, 8320 nucleotides. RefSeq lists its product as uncharacterized. The transcript is spliced from 21 exons. Gene Ontology annotation, cellular component: nucleus; chromatin. Gene Ontology annotation, molecular function: DNA binding; ATP-dependent chromatin remodeler activity; histone binding. The record is from RefSeq and is a predicted model, not a curated record. NCBI's taxonomy places the organism in Eukaryota, Viridiplantae, Streptophyta, Magnoliopsida, Magnoliales, Magnoliaceae. Bases 316 to 7881 code for a protein of 2521 amino acids. Gene Ontology annotation, biological process: chromatin remodeling; negative regulation of transcription by RNA polymerase II.